Molecule: messenger RNA, 444 nt
Organism: Prorocentrum cordatum
Lineage: Eukaryota; Dinophyceae; Prorocentrales; Prorocentraceae
Source: the annotation of a GenBank genome assembly
AUGAUCCCUCUGCACGGGCGCCUCUUCAAGCAGUGGAUGCACGUCGCAUACCCGCGCGAGUGCUCCUUCCCGCACGUCACGGGGACGACAAGCCCUCAGCGGGCGGUCGACUGGAUGGCGACUACGGGCCAGGAGAUCGCGGCCACCACAGAGGAGAUGGCCCAGCACAUGGAGACGUCGCCGAGACACGCGCGAGGCCGCGGAGCUGGGCUGGAGGAAAGCUGCGGGCUGUGGACGAUGGAGGAGGAGCUCGUGUCGGUGCACGUGGGCGCCUCGGAGCACGGCGUCAGGACCUCCCUGCGCCCGGCCCUGCGGGGCCUGCUCUUCGCGGCCGCCGCGGCCUCCGCCUCGCUGGCGGCGCUGCGGAGCUGCUGGGCCGCCCUCGGGGGCGACCCCGGGGGCGACGGCAAGGCGCCGCCGGAGCCGGCGAGGUUCCACCUGUGA